AUGGAGGAAGACGACAUAUCCCACCAUUAUAAUAACAGUCACCGCGCGUUCCUACAAGCGUUCAUGGCCCGCGGCACCAUGACCUUCACCCAAGCCCAGCCGAUCCUCGCCGCGAUAUUCACAGCCCACGACCAAGACGAAUACCAGAGCGGGAACAGAGAGGAGGAAGUCACGCGCGAGGACUUCGAGUCGUACGUCUCGGCCGCGUCGACGGCCAUCUCGCCUUUCGACAUGGAGAUCCGCCCCGCCACGCACCAGGUCACCAAGGAGCGCGUAUACUCGCUCAUCAACACGACGUCCGACGCCAUGACCCAGCUCGCGACCCUCCGCUCCCCCGAGGAGAUGGCCUUCGUCAGACGCGUCAUCGACGCCAUGUUCGACCGCUACAACUCCCCGCGCAUGGAGGUCAUGUGCCUCGACGGCAUGCAGGCGAAUAGACUACGAACGGCGCCUCGGAACGAGGACGCAGAAAACGCAAACAGAGAAGAGGAUGGGGAACCGCAGCAGACGCAGACGCAGACGCUAAAGGGCCUCAAGAGCAGCGAGGUGGAGCAAGUGCUGCGGGGCCUCGUGGACGAGGGCUGGUUCGAGCGCAGCCGAGCGGGGUUCUACUCGCUGUCGCCGCGGGCGCUGACGGAGCUGCGGCAGUGGCUGGUGGACGCGUAUAACGACCCGGAGGCGGGGGACAACGAGUGGCAGCGGAUCAAGUUCUGCGAGGCGUGCCGGGAGAUCGUGACGGUGGGGCAGCGGUGCGCGGAGCGCGACUGCUGCGCGCGGCUGCACGACAUCUGCGAGGACGCGUUCUGGCGCACGCGAAGGGAGCGCAAGUGCCCCCGGUGCCGCACCGCAUGGACGGGCAAGCACUACGUCGGCGAGCGCGCGGUCACGGAGACGGAGGCGUAUCAAAGGGGGAGGAGACGUAACAUCAACAUGCUCGAGUUCUUUUCGUAUAAGAAAGCGAAGAAACACCGGGAGGAUAAAGCUGACAAGGAGAAAGAGAACGAUAAGGGCAAGGGCAAGGGGAAAGAGGAAAAGCCAAAGAGUGAUGCUGCAAAGCUUAGCACCGAUGCUGCUCACUCCGAAUCCACAAGCUCCCCUGAGAUCACCUUGGAGCGAGUAGAGGGUAUGCCUAUCCUCGACCAAGAAGAUGAAAAGUUCCUCGAGCGCCUGACUUCCUCGUCAGAUAGAGGCGCCAGCAAUGGCAACGGCGAUGGCGACGAUGACGAAACACCACCGCCCUUGCCCCCGCGGGUCAAGACGCCUGUCAUCGAGAUAGAGGACAGCGACGCCUCGAGUCUCGCCGGUAAGGAGGAGGAGGAGAAUAAACAGGAAGUUUCUACGAAGGAUAGUGACGAGGGCAAAGGGAAAGAUAAGGAGAAGCACAAGGGCAAGGGCAAAGGCAAGGAUAAGGACAAGGAUAAGGACAAGGAUAAGGACAAGCACGACGCCGAUCACAAACCCAAGCGCUUCUCCUUCGUUACGAACCUCUCGCGCAACAUGUCCCUGAAGCGCAAGCCCACGCAACACCUCUCCGUAUCCGCAACCUCUUCCUCCCCCUCGGAGCAAGAAAUCCUCCAAGAAGAAGAAACCGACAUCGCGCGCGUGCUCUCGGACCUGAACCUCGCCGCCGCGGCCGCCGCGUCCACGGACGACAAGAGCAGCGGCGGCGGCAAGACAUCCUUUAGCCUGUCGCGCGAGUCGGCCGACACCCUGCGGCGGUUCACCCAAGUCCUCCGGGACCUGGUCAACGGCGUGCCGACGGCGUACGGCGACCUGGUGCGGCUGAUCGAGGACCGCGACGGCGCGCUCGCCCGCUCCUACGCCAAGCUGCCCUCCGGCCUUAAGAAGCUCGUCGCGCAGCUGCCCGAGAAGCUCACCUCGUCGCUGGCCCCGGAGCUGCUGGCCGCCGCCGCCGAGGCGCAGGGGAUGAAAGGGAUGAGCGUUGACGGGGGGGAGGGGAAAAAUGGUGCAGGAGGGCUGAGCAAAGGCGAGGCGGUCAAGAAGCUGCUCGGCGCGAACAAUCUCCUGGAAUUGGUGACGAAGCCGGGCGCCGUGGUCGGCCUGCUGAAGGGGAUCGUGAAUGCGUUGAAGGCGAGGUGGCCGGCGUUCGUGGGCACGAACGCCCUGUGGAGCGUCGCGGUGUUCUUGUUGUUGUCUGCGCUGUGGUAUUGCUACAAGCGCGGGAGGGAGGUUAGGUUGGAGAAGGAGGCGUCGGAUGCGGCAGCAGCAGCAGCGGAGGUAGAGAACGCGAAAGGGGGGGAAGGACUGGUGGAAGGGGUGGGAGAGGGAGGAGGAGAUGGGGGUGUGCUGCGUAUUGAAGGAGGAGGAUCUUCGGAUGGGCAACUACAGAAACAGCAGCCGGUUGUGUCUGUAUCCGCGCCGACAUCUUGA
This is a messenger RNA of Daldinia caldariorum, 2391 nucleotides long. RefSeq names its product RING-like domain-containing protein. Gene Ontology annotation, molecular function: ubiquitin-protein transferase activity. Gene Ontology annotation, biological process: DNA damage tolerance; double-strand break repair via homologous recombination. The record is from RefSeq and is a predicted model, not a curated record. The coding region runs from base 1 to 2391 and encodes 796 amino acids. NCBI's taxonomy places the organism in Eukaryota, Fungi, Ascomycota, Sordariomycetes, Xylariales, Hypoxylaceae. The transcript is spliced from 2 exons. Gene Ontology annotation, cellular component: nucleus; Smc5-Smc6 complex.